Ustilago hordei is the source of this 858-nucleotide messenger RNA. RefSeq lists its product as uncharacterized. Lineage: Eukaryota; Fungi; Basidiomycota; Ustilaginomycetes; Ustilaginales; Ustilaginaceae. Gene Ontology annotation, molecular function: phosphatase activity. The coding region runs from base 1 to 858 and encodes 285 amino acids. The record is from RefSeq and is a predicted model, not a curated record. The transcript is spliced from 3 exons.
AUGUCGGAAGCAAAAAAGCCCAUCGCCAACAUCAAGGCUGUUCUGUUUGACAUGGACGGCCUGCUCAUCGACUCGGAAGGCAUCUACACAAAGGUGGUCAACGACAUCCUCGAGCCGUACGGCAAAGAGCAGACAUGGGAGAUCAAGGCCAACCUCAUGGGCAAGCCAGAGCGUGAGGCGACAUUGACACUGCUCUCCUCGGUAUGGCCACCUACUAAGGAAGGCCAACUCUACAGUCCAGAUUGUCCCUUUGACAUUGACAGCUUCCUGAAAGAUCGCAACGAGGUUCUCCUCAAAGCCUUUGAGCAAGUUCCAAAGAUGACAGGCGCAUCCCGAUUGGUCCAGCACCUUCACAAGCACAACAUCCCCAUCUGCGUGGCGACAGGAAGCAAGCGUAAGAACUACGACAUCAAGACCGCAAGCCAUCCGGAUCUCUUCGGCCCCUUUGCCGACCGUGUUAUUUGCGGCGAUGACACCAGAUUGACACGUGGCAAGCCUCAUCCUGACAUCUUCCUCCUCGCUGCACGCGAAGGUCUGCUCAGCAGCCAUUCCAACGACCACAUUACAAGGGAGAGGCUCGGAGGGCAAUGGACACAGAGCUUGAGGGAGAUGGGAGAGCACUUUGACGAAGCUCACCACUUGAAAGGAGGCGAAUCGAGCAUCUUGGUGUUGGAAGAUGCAAAGCCAGGUGUCCAGGCUGCUAAGGCGGCAGGUAUGCACGUGGUGUGGGUGCCCGACCCGAACCUCCGAGCGCUCUUCCCCAACGAAGAGCUGGGCGCAUCACAGACCAUCAACUCUUUGCUUGAUUUCGACCCAACCGACUGGGGUCUCCCGCCGUUCGACGACAGCGACAAGUAA